This is a messenger RNA of Bursaphelenchus xylophilus (pine wood nematode), 1867 nucleotides long. The record is from the annotation of a GenBank genome assembly. Lineage: Eukaryota; Metazoa; Nematoda; Chromadorea; Rhabditida; Aphelenchoididae.
AUGGAGGCGAAAGACGGUAAGUGUGCCGUUUUUGAAAAUUAGUUGCUCUCAGGUGCCCGUAAAACCGAUUGGAGAAGUAUUUAUGUGGUCACUCUUGUGGCCUUUAUCGGUUCCGUCCACACUCACUGCAUUGCCCCGGGGGUAUGGCCUUAUAUGAAGAUGAUGGACCCGGCUGUUACCGAGAACUUCUACGGUCUCCUCCAUUCCGUCGCCAGUUUUGGCACCGUUUUGACAGCUCUGAUCGCUGGAUACAUCAGCAACGUCAAACAAGAUACGAAGUAAUCCUUUCUUUAUAAUUUUAUUAUACUUUUUUAUCAGAUGGCCAAUGGUAUUUGGCAAAGCGAUGGCUCUCUUCUCGUGUGUCCUUUACUUGAUGAUCGAGCUUAUGAAUAGAACGGAAAGAUUAGGAAUGUUCUUGAUGUUUGAAUUCUUCCUGGGAAUGUCGAUGGGUGCAGCUCAGAUCUAUCGAACCCAUAUUGCCAUGGCCAGUACAGAGAAAGAUCGGCCUCGCGCAGUCGGCAUCUCUUCUCUCGCCCCGGCAAUAGGCCUUUUCUUGGGUCCAGUCGGUCAGAUCUUAUUCACGGCCAUCGGUUACCCCGGAAUCCCCCUUUUAGGGGUCCAUUUAAAUCUGUAUACAGCACCUAUUUGGAUGACAAUUGUAAUAUCGAUUGUUGGAAUCUACUUGUUGGUGUGCCACUUCAACGGCCGGAUGGACCAGCUGGGUUUAAUCAACAAAGGUACGCCAUCUAACCGUAUUCGGAAUUGGUUUUGUUUCAAGAUUUCCAGGAGAAACGGGACUACGAUGUAGUUGCUGUUGUUGUCUGCCUUAUAACAAAGAUGCUGGUUAGUUUGUGCACCUUGAAUUUUAUGACGAUCGGUCCUCCAUAUACGAUGACCGUCUUCCAAUGGACUCCAUCCCAGUCGGUGCUUUAUCUCUCCGUCUGCAUGGGUCUCGUUGGUUUAAAUAUCGUCUUCUGGAACUGUGCUUAUGUCUUCUUCGAUCUGAGAAGACGGUUAUCUGAACGUCGAGCGAUUAUAUUCGCCAUCUUCUGUCUGUUUAUUGCUUACAUGGUUACUUAUCCGUGGUGGUUUUUAAAUGGGACGAUUGAAUAUGCAAACACAACAGUGAUAAUGGAUAUGGGAUUAGAUCUAUCCGAUGUGACUGUCCCUGACUCCAUUGGUUGCAAUCCUGCAUUUGCUUGGUGUGCAGAUACUCCAGCCGUGAAUAUGAUUGUGUUCUUGGGGUCCCUGAUCGUCGUCCUUGGCUUCGCUCUUCCUCUGUGUCUUAUUAAUUUGGAUAUCCUUUUUUCGAAAGUAUUGGGAAACAUCAGGUAAUUUCAGGCUUUCCAUAGCUCAAAAACCAGGUUGGGGUCUGGAUUAAGAGUGGAUGAAAAUCGAGAUAAAGAAAAUUACAGUAGUAUUGCACCCAUGCCUCGAGUUUUGGGACUUUAAUUAAGCCGAAUGCCUCCCACAACGGAGAUUAAGUUCCCAGAUAUUAAUUUUGCCUGGGAUUUGUUUUCCAACUACCGAAAGUAAUCUUACCAUUAAUCCGUUCGGCGGUAAAGUCGGCCAUAUGACAGCUUGCACACAGAUAAAUAUUUACAGUCCAAGUUUAAGAUUUUACCGUAUUUUUUACAGGCAGGGAACGAUGCAGGGAUUAUUCAUUGUGUCCGGAGAGUGUCUGAAUAUCAUUGGCCCCAUCUUUUUAACUCGAGUGUACACUUACAAAGGACCGCGACCCAUCUGGAUAUUCGAGAUCAUCUUCAUUGUCAUAUGUUUCUUCCUAUGGAUUAUUUUUUACAACCGAAUGAUAGGACAUUCCAAACGAGUGGCCACCUUGUCACAAAUAUCUGAGGAUGCUUUAUAA